Molecule: messenger RNA, 336 nt
Organism: Psilocybe cubensis
Lineage: Eukaryota; Fungi; Basidiomycota; Agaricomycetes; Agaricales; Agrocybaceae
Exons: 5
Coding region: 1-336 (111 amino acids)
Biological process (GO): mitochondrial electron transport, NADH to ubiquinone
Source: RefSeq, a predicted model, not a curated record
AUGUCGUCCCCGGCCACCGCAUUUUCUUCAGCACACAGACUCUAUGUCAAGUCCCUCUACAGACGCUCCCUCAAGAAUGCCUUAGACUGGACCAUUAGACGCGAUCUUUGGAGGGCGGAGGCCAUGCAAAUCAGAGCCGAGUUCGAGGCCAACCGAGACAUACACGAUCCCAGGUUGCUUGCCCGAGUUUUGGAACAGGCUGAGGCCCGUCUGGCCGAGUUCAAGCACCCUGACCCAGUUAUUGCACCGACCGCUCCCGGUGGUACGAAAUGGGAACGCAACCUACCGCCUAGCACAGCACCAGUGUACGACCACGAGGCGGGGGGACACCACUAG